Messenger RNA from Naegleria lovaniensis, 771 nucleotides. RefSeq lists its product as uncharacterized. The coding region runs from base 1 to 771 and encodes 256 amino acids. The transcript has a single exon. The record is from RefSeq and is a predicted model, not a curated record. Lineage: Eukaryota; Heterolobosea; Eutetramitea; Acrasida; Naegleriidae.
AUGUCACAACAACCCUCACCCACACCAACCGAUAACAACUCCUCCACACGAAAGAAGUUCAUCAUCUUUGACAUGGGUGGUGUAUUGAUCUCCACAGAUUUCAAUAAUUGUCUUAAAACUAUUUAUAAUGAGAAUCAAACGACUUUUCAACAACAUCAACCCAAUGCAACGACCGUUGAAGAUUUGCUCGAGUUGGUGAAAAAACAAUUCUCUCAAUAUAAAAUCGGUGCCAUCACAGAGGAUCAAUUUUGGGGAGUGUUUUUUGAAAAGUACUUCAAUCAUCAACAAUAUUAUUUACAUGGUCAAUUAAUUACUUUGGAAUAUCUCAAAGAACAAUUCCGAAAAGAAUUCAUCAUUCCAUUCUAUAAUGGUCUUGCUCUCGUGGAAGAAAUUCGGGACAAACAAAAGAAGAAUCAAACGCAACUCUCGAUCGGAAUUAUGAGUAAUCAUUCUAAAGAAUGGUUUCCAUAUUGUGUGGAGCGAUGGAAGUUGGAUACACUUUUCGUUGAGCCUCUGUUGAUAGUCAAUUCAAGUGAUGAUGAUGUCCAGUGCGGGAAACCAAAAUUGAAAAUUAUGGAACAAUUAAUGAAUAGAAUUAAAAAGGCUGGAUAUGAAGAUGCAGUGCCUUCCGAUAUUGCUUUUAUUGAUGACAAACAAGCCAAUGUGGAUGCGGCUAUUCAAUACGGAAUGAAAGGUAUUUGUUGGCAUGGAAAGAAGCAGCACUUGAAUGAAUUGAUUCAAGCAUUACAAAAGAUUGGUUUCCUUUAUUAA